UUUAAUAUUUUGUAAGCGCACGAAGACGAGCCGAAGUUUCACUGUACAAGUGUUUCAUUUGAAACACUCGAUGUGCAUUCGAAUGCUCGAUUAUCCGAAUAAAACGAAGCGAUCUUGGAGCAGACGUAAUAUGUAAGAUCGAUUGGUAACGAUACGAUACGGGAUUCGUAAUCCAUAAGAUAUAGGACAUAGGCUGCUUGCCUGGUUCGCAUCUUUAAUCCCACUCUUCUUCACCGUCACCGAGCACCGAUACACCACCGUGACAUAGUUAUACCGAUUCUCCUUGUAAAUCUUGCCGCUUGCACCAAACCAUGAUCCACAAACGCGGAUGAGUCUCGGUAUAUAUAAACCGGAUUAGAGACCAAAGUUUGUCAUUCACUCAUCGCUACCCCAUCCUGACAGAGGCUCUCUCUCAGGGAGAGCCUUAGGAGCAUCGACGUGCUAAAGCACCCUUGGAAAAGUCAAUAGUCUUGAGAAGACUUCAACGUUUUCCUCCAAAAGGGGAAAACGAAAGAUAUUCCAUCGAGCUCGUUGUUCCACGGAUCCGUACGUGUUCAACACGGAUUUAUACGUUAGCAUAAAAAUGUUCAAGUUUGUGAUAGCGACCAUCAUCGUAGGUCUGGCUUUGGCACGGCCAGAACCUCCCGUAAACUCUUACUUGCCUCCUGGUGCAAAUGGUGGUCAGGGUGGAAACGGAGGUGGUUUUGGUGGACCUUCCAGCGAAUACGGUCCACCAGGAUUUGGCGGAGGAAACGGCGGAGGAAACGGUAGGGGUAACGGAAGACCACCGAGUAGUAGCUACGGUGCUCCCGGAGGUGGAAAUGGAUUCGGUGGAGGCAACGGCAACGGCAACGGCAACGGCAACGGAAGGCCGUCAAGUAGUUACGGAGCACCUGGAGGCGGUGGAAAUGGAUUUGGCGGAGGUUCGGGAAACGGGAGACCUUCCAGCAGUUAUGGGGCUCCUGGAGCUAACGGAAACGGAUUCGGUGGGAACGGCAAUGGAAGACCAUCGAGUAGCUACGGAGCACCCGGUGGAGGCAACGGAUUUGGUGGAGGUUCAGGAAACGGGAAGCCUUCUAGCAGUUAUGGCGCUCCAGGAGCUAACGGAAACGGAUUCGGAGGAGGCAAUGGCAAUGGAAGACCAUCGAGUAGUUACGGAGCACCCGGUGGAGGCAACGGAUUCGGUGGAGGCAACGGAUUCGGCGGAGGCAACGGAUUCGGAGGAGGCAAUGGCAAUGGAAGGCCGUCGAGUAGUUACGGAGCACCCGGAGGUGGAAACGGCGGUGGAUUUGGAAACGGAAGGCCUUCUAGCAGUUACGGAGCUCCCGGAGGUGGAAAUGGAUUCGGUGGAGGUCAACCAAGUUCUUCCUACGGUGUCCCUGGUGCUGGCGGUUCUAACGGAGGUAAUGGAGGCUAUGGAGGAGGAAAUGGAGCUGGUUACAACGGCAACGGACAGGAUGAAAGUAACGAACCUGCCAAGUACGAGUUCUCGUAUGAAGUAAAAGACGAUCAAUCUGGAGCUGACUUUGGACACACGGAGAGCAGAGAUGGCGAUCGUGCCCAAGGCGAAUUUAACGUUUUGCUUCCUGACGGUAGAAAACAAAUAGUUGAAUACGAAGCUGAUCAAGAAGGCUUUAAGCCUCAAAUUAGGUACGAGGGAGAAGCGAACGCCGAAGGAUAUCCUUCCGGUGGGCCUGGCGGUAACGGUGGCGGCUAUCCCUCCGGUGGACCUGGCGGUAAUGGUGGUAAUGGUGGUUAUCCCUCCGGCGGACCUGGCGGUAAUGGUGGUAACGGCGGCUAUUCUUCCGGUGGUCCCGGCGGUAACGGAGGAAACGGUGGAAAUGGAGGCUUUGGACGAUACAACGGCGGUGGCAACGGUGGUAACGGUGGUAACGGUGGUUACUCAUCAAAUGGAUUUGGUGGUGGUGGUGGUAAUGGUGGAUAUCCUUCUGGCAGUGGCGGUGAUGCUGCUGCUAAUGGUGGAUAUCAAUAUUAAACGGAUAGUUAAAUAAUCUCGUAUUUUACUUAUAGAGAAAAUAAUACACCUUUUAAGCAAGAUGCGCGUUUAAUACGUGAGGUUGUCUAAAUUUGGCACGUCUUAAGGAAGAUCGAUGACGCACGGAAUAACGUGCUCUAGGACGAAGGGGUGAAAGGGAAGAGGAAGCGAAUGGAAUAGCGCGUCCGAAAGAUGAGUACAUCUUGCCCACGCGUGCUCUAAAUCCGAACAAUAAGAGAUAAUCGAACGUACGCGGCAUUGAGUAACGAGACGCCAUUACGUAACCUAAUGAAAAGGAAUCUUCUUUCAUUUACCAGUGCAAUUAAUCUACAGGCUCCUUUUUGAUGUCGCACCGAUUCGUUCGUUCCAGAUUUAAAAGACAACCUUUUACGUAAUGAACGCCAGUAUAUAUACAUACAGUUAACCUCAGAACUAAUUAUUAGAGAAAGUUGAGAGAUUUCAUUUUCAGAGAUAAUAUAUAUAAUAAUAUGUACGAUUCAUCGACUUUCAAAGACGUUAAGGACACGCUUUAGUUUAUAUGAGAAAGUAUUUCUUCUUUAUAUACGUAUGUGUAUGUGCGUCUAUAUGCAUAUACAUAUAUACGCAUAAACAUAUAUGGAUACAUAUACACACAUAUAUAUGAGGGAACAAUAGUAAACACGCUUCUUCUUUUAUUAUCAAUUAUCUUUCAGGUAAGGUUAAGAUGUCUCCUUUUACGGAGUACAAAGUAUCUCGGUAAUCUUUUAAGCUAUCAGCGAUACUUUAUAUUUAUUAGUAUAUUUAAUGUACGUACCUAAUAUA
Vespula vulgaris is the source of this 2797-nucleotide messenger RNA. It is a transcript of the gene resilin, whose product is annotated as pro-resilin. NCBI's taxonomy places the organism in Eukaryota, Metazoa, Arthropoda, Insecta, Hymenoptera, Vespidae. The record is from RefSeq and is a predicted model, not a curated record. Gene Ontology annotation, cellular component: extracellular matrix. The transcript has 4 exons. Bases 584 to 1996 code for a protein of 470 amino acids.